AUGUCUCAAGCUGAAGAUCCUCGAGCCUCUAAUCGGGCACGAUUUGAGCUAGAGCUCGAGUUUGUACAAUCACUUGCCAACCCUUACUACCUUCAUUCUCUCGCUCAGCAAAAUGUAUUGAACCAACCGGCAUUUAUCAACUUCUUAAAGUACCUCCAAUACUGGAAAGAGCCGCAGUAUGCUCGUUUCAUCCAUUAUCCCCAUGCGCUCCAUCAUCUCGAAUUGCUACAAUAUGAACGAUUCAGAACUGAGAUUGGCAAGGAUGAAUGGAGAGAAUAUCUCAAUCAGAAUCAGUUCGACCAUUGGCGUACAUGGUAG
Messenger RNA from Laetiporus sulphureus 93-53, 318 nucleotides. Its product is annotated as SOH1-domain-containing protein. Gene Ontology annotation, cellular component: core mediator complex; mediator complex. The record is from RefSeq and is a predicted model, not a curated record. The coding region runs from base 1 to 318 and encodes 105 amino acids. Lineage: Eukaryota; Fungi; Basidiomycota; Agaricomycetes; Polyporales; Laetiporaceae. The transcript has 2 exons. Gene Ontology annotation, molecular function: transcription coregulator activity. Gene Ontology annotation, biological process: regulation of transcription by RNA polymerase II.